This is a messenger RNA of Phytomonas sp. Hart1, 291 nucleotides long. The record is from the annotation of a GenBank genome assembly. Lineage: Eukaryota; Euglenozoa; Kinetoplastea; Trypanosomatida; Trypanosomatidae.
AUGCAAACCCAGGGCUACGCCGUGAUCGGGAUCGAGCAAACCUCCGCCAGCGUCUCCAUCGCGGAAUACGCGUUUCCGCCCCGUGCGGUGGUGGUGUUGGGCUCGGAAGGCCACGGCAUCCCGGCCGCGAUUCUGCCCUUGUUGGAUGUUUGUGUGGAGGUCCCGCAAUACGGGGUGAUUCGCUCUUUAAACGUCCACGUCACCGGCGCGAUCGUGAUGUAUGAGUACACCCGACAACAUUUAAUGACCCGGGGGCGAGCCGCGAUUCCGGCCGCGCAGACCCCACCCUAA